Molecule: messenger RNA, 1128 nt
Organism: Diabrotica balteata
Lineage: Eukaryota; Metazoa; Arthropoda; Insecta; Coleoptera; Chrysomelidae
Source: the annotation of a GenBank genome assembly
AUGCUUAGAGAGUGGAAUAGCGUUGCCGGACAUGACAGGGUGAAAAGGCAAUUGUCUGUUUCUAGCGAUAGUAAAUUGUUAGAUGAUGAUAUUCGAGAAGAAACGAAAGUGAUACUACGGCCGAGAAAACCCCCGAGACCCAAAUCGGAAGUGUUGCUCAAUCAGGGUACUGACCACCGACGAACGAAGAGAUACUCCGCUUUUGGGGGUGAUUCUCCGUUCGGAAAGUCAGAAGCUUAUAUUAAAUUAGAACAAUUAGGUGAAGGUUCAUAUGCAACCGUGUACAAAGGAUUUAGCAAUUUACAAAACCAAGUUGUGGCAUUAAAAGAAAUAAUUCUGCAAGAAGAAGAGGGUGCUCCAUUUACUGCUAUCCGCGAGGCUUCCUUAUUGAAAGAACUGAAACAUGCAAAUAUUGUCACUUUACAUGACAUUGUACAUACCAGACAGACACUAACCUUCGUUUUCGAAUAUGUGCACACCGACCUUUCCCAGUAUCUAGAACGACACAGUGGUGGAUUGGACCCUCGCAAUGUCCGAUUAUUCCUCUUCCAACUAUUACGCGGUCUAUUAUACUGUCACAAAAGACGAGUGCUUCACCGUGACGUCAAACCCCAGAACCUCCUUAUCAGUGAAAUCGGCGAAUUGAAACUAGCCGAUUUCGGCUUAGCGAGAGCCAAAUCAGUACCCAGUCACACUUAUUCACAUGAAGUAGUGACGUUAUGGUACAGACCACCAGAUGUUUUACUGGGAAGUACGGAUUAUUCUACUUCAUUGGAUAUGUGGGGCGUAGGUUGUAUAUUUGUGGAAAUGAUUACCGGUAUGGCCAUAUUUCCCGGAGUCAGGGACACUAUUGAUCAACUAGAUAAGAUAUUUAAAAUACUAGGUACUCCAACAGAAGAAGACUGGCCCGGAGUUAGUCAACUACCGGGAUUUUAUAAAAUCCAUAAAUUGGGGCAACAUAAACCUAGAAAAUUAGGCUUUUGUUGGUCGGCGCUUCACGAUAUCGUACACGGCGAAGCAAUGGCUAGUGGCCUUCUCCAGUUAAAUCCCCAAAAACGAUUAGAUUGUUCAAUAUUUACCGUCGAAGGUGUGCACCUCUACCCAGAACAGUAUUCAUCGGUUAAAUGA